AUGCGAAAGUCGGUUCCUUUGUGGGCGGUGACCAUUGAGUCUUGUAGCGAGGACGAGGACUCUUCAGAUGACUCUAACGCGUACGACUCGGAUUCGGACAAUAGCGAGUCCUAUUCAGAUCUAGGCUCCCCCGAAUCCGAGCAAAUGAUUGUCGAAAUCUUGGCCGCCCGAGAAGCGAUGGGCGCAAGAACCGCGUCGCAAGGCGGCGGCGGCAGCAGCAGCAGCAGCAGCAGCAGCAGCGGCAGCGGCGGCAGCAGCGGCGGCGGCAGCAGCAGCCGCAGCAGAGACGCUGAGCGACGCGUCGCGGUGAAGAAGACCGCGGAAGGCGCAGACCCGGCGCGCGGAGCCGCGCACGGCGUGGCGACGGUGACGGCGCGCGCUGAGAGCGACGGAUCCGCGGAACUUGGGCCCACCGCUUGCGCAACGGGACAUGCGACGGGACAUGCGGCGCCGAAGGUUUCGAACAAUAGUUACAGUGCAACAUGCGAGGCAGGAGCUGCAGAGCGAGUAAUGGGAAGCAGCGGCGUCGCCAGCCGCGCCGCUGUAGGCAGCAACGUAGCAGCUCACGCGCGGUCCGUGUCCGUGAGUGACGCCGCGGCGGCCGGCGCGGGUCACGACAAAACGCACCAGUGGCUCAUGUCGCGAUACCUCGAAUCCGCCCAGCCUUCCGCGGAUCCGUUUUUCCGCCGCUCGCCCUUCCGCCUCGAUCUUCCGCUCACCGCAGCCGCCGCGGCGCCUUUAUCCCCCGCGUCGCCUUCCCCUCGCGCCUUUAUCCCCCGCGUCCCCUAUUCCGCCUCCGCUUCCCCCCCCUGUUCCGCGGACCGCUUCCACUAUUCCCCUUCCGCUAGCUAUUACUCUGCCUCCCCCGCCCCCUACGCGCAACCGCUCGCGCCUCUCCGCUGCAACUCCGCCUCCCGCCCCGCCUGGGCGCAUCCCGCCGUCAUUCCCCAGAGCCAGAGCGCGACCGCGAAGGGGGACCCGUACGCGUUUCUGCACGCCAGCCCGUUUCGUUACAGUCACGACUGCUACGACAGCGACGAGGAGAAAGGUGGCAAUGCUGGCGACGACGGCGGUGACAGUAACGAUGGUGAUAAUGUUGAUGCUAAUAGAAAUGGCGGUGACAAUUACGAUUAUGCUGAUGGAAAUGGCGGUGAUGGCAGCAGCAGCGUGGCUGACGGUGGGGAAAUUGGUGGGGAACGCGCACAAUCAGCACUUAACAGCAGCAGGCGAAAUCCAAUCUUCUCGGAGAAUAGUGGAUGGGCCAUGGAUGGGAGUGGAACGGCAAACGGGCCUAUGGAGAACGAUCCUAGAUCGGACAAUCCUUUUGAGACGUCUCAAAGGUCAAUAGGCGGAAGUAGACCAAACGGGAACACGGAGAACCGUCUUCACCAAGACGGAGAUAAGGCGCUAGACUGCCAGCAAAUCCACCAAUGCGAUCACGCCACGUCAGCAAUGAGAUCUGCUUCGGACUCUGGAGAUGCUGCCACGUGGCCACCUGGGAGUGGUGGUCGUCCACGCAUGGAUGAGCUCCGUCAAGCACAUGCUGAUUCGCAAGAUGCGUGCAGCACAGGCAGCAACAGCCCGAGCAGAAACGCCAGUGCGAACGACCGAAGCAGCAGAGGCAGCAGAAACAGCAGGUUUGGUGGGGAAGAAAGCAAGAUCAGCGGUGGUGGUGGUGGGAGCAGCAGCGGCAGCCGCUUCGACCCACCUCCUCCUCCUGCUGCUGCUGCUGCUGCUGCUGUUGCGGCUGCUGUUGUCACUGCUGGGCAGGUCACUAACAACACUACUAUGGAAUGGAAUCCCUCUCCCACUGUGGCCUUAAUGCACUGCCCUGGCAACAAGGCUGGCGGUAUUCUCAUGGAGCCCUGUGACACAAACGAAGCAGCUUAUAUCGAGAACCAGAGCGGUUACUGGGGCAUGCUGUAUGGUGGACGGGGUGCCGCUGUGGGUGGCGUGUGUGGUGCUGAGAGUGCGGCUUGUGGGCGGGCGGGGGAGCCUGCCGCAGCAUGCCAGGGGGUGUGUGAGGAAGGCUGCUGCUGUGGGGACGUUCGUGCAUGGAGUGAUAAGGCUGCUGCCCCUGGCGUUGUAUUUUGUGGCAAAAUACGCUCUCUAGAACCUGUUUUCAUGCUCAGCAAGUACGGUACUUGCGAGGGCGUGCUGCAUGGUGGACGGGAUGCCGCUGUGGGUGGAGUGUGUGGUGCUGAGAGUGCGGCUUGUGGGCGGGCGGGGGGAAGGAGUGUAGGGGACGUUACUGCAAUGCUUUAG
This is a messenger RNA of Closterium sp. Yama58-4, 2265 nucleotides long. The record is from the annotation of a GenBank genome assembly. Lineage: Eukaryota; Viridiplantae; Streptophyta; Zygnematophyceae; Desmidiales; Closteriaceae.